This is a messenger RNA of Gossypium arboreum, 1961 nucleotides long. RefSeq names its product cytochrome P450 78A5-like. The record is from RefSeq and is a predicted model, not a curated record. NCBI's taxonomy places the organism in Eukaryota, Viridiplantae, Streptophyta, Magnoliopsida, Malvales, Malvaceae. Gene Ontology annotation, molecular function: heme binding; iron ion binding; oxidoreductase activity, acting on paired donors, with incorporation or reduction of molecular oxygen. The coding region runs from base 89 to 1645 and encodes 518 amino acids. The transcript is spliced from 2 exons.
UCCAUUUCCUUCCUCCUGAUAUCAUACCAUCCCUGUAAGCCAGGAAUUGUGAAGUUCAACUCUUAUUGAACACGCAUCUCUGGCGAGGAUGUCCCUGGAACAUGGUUUUCUGUUGCUUCGAUCGCCUUUGUUGAGCUUAGAAGCAUUUCUAUGGGUUCUUCUCUUGGUUGGAACCAUUGCCUUGUGGCUUUCUCCGGGUGGGAUUGCAUGGGCUCGGUUCAGGUCCAAGACGAGUUUCUCCAUUCCUGGUCCAGUUGGGUUACCACUACUGGGGUUACUCACAGUGUUCAAUGGCUCCACUCCUCACCGUGUCCUUGCUAAGCUUGCUAAAACCCUCAACGCUGUGAAGUUGAUGGUUUUUUCUGUCGGAUUCACUCGGUUUAUCAUUUCUAGUGACCCUGAAACUGCAAGGGAUAUUCUCCACAACUCAGCUUUUGCUGAUAGGCCAGUUAAGGAGUCAGCCUAUGAGCUCUUGUUUCACAGGGCAAUGGGUUUUGCUCCUUUCGGAGACUAUUGGAGGAAUUUGAGGCGUAUUUCAGCUACCCAUUUGUUUAGUCCCAAGAGAAUUGCUGGCUUUGAAGGGUAUAGGCGUGAGAUUGGUAUCAAGAUGAUGGAUGAAAUAAACGGUAUAAUGAAAGCAGGCGAUGAGGUCCAGAUUAAAAAGGUUCUGCAUUUUGGGUCGUUGAACAAUGUGAUGGGGACUGUGUUUGGUAAGAAGUACGACUUUGAGAAGGUUGGCGAAGGGUACGAACUUGAGGAGCUGGUGAGUGAAGGGUAUGAAUUGCUGGGGAUAUUUAACUGGAGUGAUCAUUUCCCUCUAAUUUGUUGGCUAGAUUUGCAAGGUGUAAGGAAAAGGUGCAGGAAUUUGGUUUCAAGAGUUAAUGUUUUUGUCGGGAAAAUCAUAGAAGAGCAUAGGCUGAAAAGGCUUAGUGAAGGCUUGAACGAUGAUAAUUGUAAUGUUGGGGAAUUCGUUGAUGUUUUGCUUGAUUUGGAGAAACAUGAGAAACUGGCUGACUCCGAUAUGAUUGCUGUUUUAUGGGAGAUGAUUUUCAGGGGUACUGACACUGUGGCGAUCUUGCUUGAAUGGAUUUUGGCGAGAAUGGUUCUACACCCAGAAGUUCAAGCAAAGGCUCAAGCUGAGAUUGAUUCUGUUGUUUGGAAAUCAAAGCAUGUCUCAGACUCGGACAUUCAUAAUCUGCCUUACCUUCAGGCCAUUGUGAAAGAGACUCUUAGGGUGCAUCCACCAGGGCCUCUUCUCUCAUGGGCUCGCCUUGCCAUCCAUGAUGUUCAUGUUGGUGAUUAUUUCGUUCCAGCAGGAACUACAGCAAUGGUGAACAUGUGGGCAAUCACUCAUGAUGAAAAACUGUGGGAGGAGCAAGAAAGGUUCAAGCCAGAGCGCUUCAUGGAAGAAGAUAUUAGCAUUUUGGGGUGUGAUCUUAGGUUGGCCCCUUUUGGUUCUGGUAGGAGGGUUUGCCCAGGGAAAGCCAUGGGUUUGGCCACUGUUCAUCUCUGGUUGGCUCAGUUGCUUCAACGUUUCAAAUGGAUUCCAUCUGAAAACAGAAACGUGGACUUGACUGAACAUUUGAAACUGUCCUUGGAAAUGAAGAACCCACUGGUUUGCAGGGCAAUACCAAGGGUUCCCUGAACUCACUUUUGGUUUGCUUUGGCUUGGUGUUUACUUUUAUGCUGUGAUGUUUCGUGACAGGAUGGAUGUUUGUUGCAUUAAUUUAGGGUUUCCUGUUUUAGCUCUAGAUAAGUUUUCCUGGAAGUGGACUUGAAACAAGGUGUACGAUCUCGUAGUGGUAGCUACUAUUUUAUCUUUUUUAUUAACGUAGUUUGGUGUGAUAGCUAAUGAACAAUCUUCUGCUGUUGUACACGUCCGUUGUUAUGUUGCUUGUUUCACGUUGUAGAAUGUUAAUAUAUAUGCACAUUGCUAGUUUGCUACUGGUUUUUGAAAGGAA